CGCUUGCCCGAUACGGCCUGCAUGUUUAGCCAGAAUUGCUGACCGUAUAAUAGCAAUAAAACAAUUUCGAGAUAUCGAGAUAUGCGUCGUCCAAGUAUGUAAUAUAUCGUUGAGUGCUGUAGGCGGUGACGAUUUCUGAAGCGUAUAUAACAAUGGGGCUUCUCAAAGUUUCGCCGCUGAUGAUCGCAGUACUUUCCCUGUUGUUUCUGAAUUUCGCCGAGUGCGCCGAUAAUGCCGAUGUCAGAUCGAGUGCGAGCCCGGAGCUCGACGCGAGUGAGAACGCGACGUCGACCUUCCUAAAUUUCGGUCAGAAGGCGAACGGGGAUCAACGAUACUGGUACGAGCAUCUGGACGACACCGACAGAAUGCUGAAGAGCAAGGCAGAUAUCCUGUCCCGCCUGCUGAAAAUGCACAUAGAUCGACUGCGAAAUCAAACUGAUCAGGUGGAACUGGUGUUUCUGGUGGACGCAUCCGGUUCGGUUGGCGCAGAGAAUUUCCGCAGCGAGCUGAACUUCGUGACGAAGCUGCUGUCGGACUUUACGGUGGACGCAAUGUCUGCACGGGUCGCCGUGGUGACUUUCGGCGGUAAAGGCAACAUAUACCGUAACGUCGACCAGAUUUCCCGACACGGGCCGAACGAUCACAAAUGUUACUUGCUGAAUAAACAAUUCAAUAAUAUCAGUUACAGCGGCGGAGGAACUUACACGCGAGGCGCGCUUCUCGAAGCGCUAGCGAUUCUCGAAAAAGGCCGUGACACGGCAAACAAAGUGGUGUUUUUGAUAACCGACGGCUUCAGCAACGGUGGUGAUCCACGACCCGCAGCCAAUCUUGUGAAGAAUACAGGCGCGACGGUAUUUACAUUCGGUAUUCGUACAGGAAAUGUGGAGGAACUGCACGACAUCGCUAGCACGCCCGGAUAUACGCACAGCUACCUGCUCGAUAGUUUUGCGGAGUUCGAGGCGUUAGCGCGACGCGCUUUGCAUCGCGAUCUAAAAACCGGACAGUACGUAUCCGUGACUCUACCAACCGAUUGCAACAGUCUGUGUCAGGAGGCAACAAAUCAAACUUGUUGUGACGAUUUAGCGACCUGCACCUGUGGUACCGCGACCGGACAUUACGCCUGCAUCUGUCCACCCGGUUACUUUGGUUCCGGUCUUAAAGGCUUUUGUCAACUUUGUCCAAACGGUACGUACGUUUCUGGAGACACUUUCGGCGAUUCCACUGCCGUGUGCAUACCCUGCCCAGACGUGAACCACGUUACUAUAAAAAUUCCUGCGACUUCGGUGACUGAUUGCGUAUGCGCCUCUGGUUUUAUUACAGAUAGUUCCAAAUGCGAAGCUAUAACAUGCCCGAAGCUGAGAGUUCCGGACAACGGGUACUUGGUGAAGGCAAGCGCCUGCAGCAACGUGGUACACGCGGCAUGCGGUAUAAGGUGUAGAAUCGGCUUUCAUCUGACGGGUGACAGCAUCCGGCUUUGCGGGAAGGACGGCGCUUGGUCCGGAAACGAACCACAAUGCUUGCUGAAGACAUGCCCGGCUAUUCGCGCGCCCGUGCACGGCCACGUAAAAUGCGAGCACGACGGGGACUACCAGCACCAAUUCAAGGAGGAUUCCACCGUUUAUCCAAUCGACACUCGUUGCCAGUUCGAGUGCGAUGUAGGCUAUCAGCUUCGCGGCAGUAAAGUGCGCAACUGUCUACCCUUAGCCCGCUGGGACGGCUUGAAAGUCACGUGCAACGCUGUCAAGUGCGAACCUCUACCGGAAAUCGUGAACGGCGAUAUCCUUCCCGAGAUCUGCACCGGCCCGGCGAAGGUGCCGUUUGCUACCAGUUGCACGGUAACUUGCAACGAAGGCUUCGUCCUAGAGGGACCUUCCAAUAGAUCGUGCAAUGGACGUACAGGGCUUUGGUCACAGCGUCAUAUUAUUAACCGAUGUAUAGAUAACACGCCGCCGCUUAUAAAAUGCCCGAGUGACAUCGUCGUGGAAACCGCGAAGGGCCAGAACUACGCAUACGUAAACUGGACGACACCCGUAGUGACCGAUAAUGCAGACGCAUCGCCCGCUUUGUGGACGAAACCGCACAUCGUUUUCCCGUGGAAGAUAAAGAUCGGCACGCGCAUUGUCGUAUACGUGACGCAAGAUGCGAGCGGCAACAAAGCCAGAUGCAAGUUCAAAGUUAAAGUCCUCGAUAGAGAACCACCGACAGUAGAGAAUUGCGUUGAUCCCCCAACGUUCUACACCGACUUUGAUAGUGGCCUUGAUAACAUAACAUGGGACGAGCCUGUUUUCUACGAUAACUCGAGAAUCUCAGUGCGAGUUAAUCAGAGCCACGAACCGGGCAAGAAUAUUUUUUCGAUCGGCCAAACGAAGGUCUCCUACAAUGCUACUGACAAAUAUGGCAAUGGAGCAACUUGCGCGUUGAAUAUUACAGUAGAAGAUGUAUGUAGAAACUUGACAGCACCGGCCAAUGGUCGGUUAAACUGUUCUUCGAUAGACGAUCGAGAAACACAGUGCAUUCUAACUUGCGAGGAUGGUUACGACUUCGCGGUUGAGUCAACGAGUUUCAACGUUGUCAACGAUGAAUUGUUGUUAAGAUGUAAUUCGAGCGGUCAUGUGUGGGAGGACAAUAACUUGCCGGAAUGUUUAGAAACGCAAGUACCGAAAACAAUAUCUCAGGAGGGAAAUGUAAUAUUGCAAGCGAAUGGAAGUGCACUGUGUGACAAUCAGACCACUCUUCGUGAAUUAACCGAUCAUAUUACUAAUGACUUGAAAUUAAAAUUGCUGGAUAUUUGCGGUAAUGAGAUCGAGUGCAGUCUAGUCAACUUCGAACCUGAAUGCGAAGACGAUGCUUUGUCACCGAAGAAUUUUGAGGAUAAUCUGAUAAGAAGACGAAGAUUCAAUUACGAUUAUAAUACGCAAACUAUGAAUAUUCUCAGAAAUAACAAAGCCGCAAUAUUUAAAAGAUUGAAACGUGCAACUAAAUUGAAUCCCAAUGACUUCAAUAAGAAUAAAGCUAAAUCCCAGCGAAAAAGAGAGAAGAUUGAGAUUAAAUUCAAGUUUAUUGGUAAAAUAAUUGACGAGAACUUUGACAACCCUAAACGCGGAGUGCAAAAGUUAAGAGAAAAGAUUGAGACAAUGACACAGUUGGGCAAGUUAGAUUUGCUUGAUAACCGAACUAAUCAGGAGAUCGCGAAGCUUGCUUUGAAUCUGCAUCUGGUGUUCAAGGAGCCUCAGAAUCUUUGCAGUCCUGGAAGUGUACUAAAAAAACAUGGUUGCGUACAAUGUCCCGCGGGUACGUUUUACAAUUCCACCACGAGGACUUGUCACCCGUGUCCGUUUGGGCAGUAUCAGAAUGCAACUGCUUCGCUAAAGUGCCAGUCUUGCCCGGAUCGCACGUUCACGAAGAGGAUGCAUGUGAAAUCUGCGAAGGAUUGUAUUCCUAUAUGCCGUCCGGGAUAUUAUUCCCGGCGUAAACGCUACCAUGGAUCGCGUUUAGCCAUGGAACCCUGCUCUGCAUGCGACAUUGGCUUUUACCAACCGAAUUAUGGACAAACUUUGUGCUUGCCUUGUCCAUUUAAUACGACGACCGAGAACCGCGGCUCUGCAGCUAUCAAUGAUUGCCUGCCGUUACAUGAUACAGAAAUCGAUGACUGUCGAACGGACGUGUGCUCAAAUGGAGGUCGAUGCGUGCAAGAUGAAACUGGUUUUGUUUGCGAAUGUAACAAAUAUCAUGUGGGAUCAAAGUGCGAAAAAUUCAAAGAUCCGUGCGGUUCUUCGCCGUGUCUAAACGAGGGAGUGUGCAAGGUACGACAGCAUCCCAAUAACUCUAUCACGUAUGAGUGUACGUGCAAAAGCAGUUACAUGGGUGUCAACUGUGAGAUUUACGUGGAUGAAUGCUUUAGCAAUCCUUGUCAAAAUGACGGUCAGUGCGUGAGUACCGAGAGUGACUUCAUUUGCAAUUGCAAGGACGGAUUCGAAGGGCAGUUUUGCGAAAUUCCGAUGGACCACUGCGAGCUCAUGCCAUGCGAGGAAGGAUCUACGUGUCGCACCGUAAAUGGAACCUGGCGAUGUUUCUGCAAACCCGGAUUCCUGGGGCGUCAUUGUAAUCUAUUACCCUGCGACUGGUUACCGUGUCACGCGAACUCGAUUUGCGUUAAUAUCAAAGAGGAGAACGCAACGCGAAAGAGUUACAGAUGCGAAUGUCCUGAGGGAUAUAAAGGGGAAGAUUGUGCAGCCAAGAUUAAUUACUGCGAUAGCUCACCUUGUUUAAACAACGGGAAUUGCAUAAAUCACGUUCAUAACUACACUUGCGACUGUCACAUCCCUUUCACAGGACGCAACUGCGAAGUUGAGUUAUCAUCUGAUUAUGUGAUGCAUUUCACAAAAUCCGGCACAACGGACUAUGUCAUUACGAAAGGACCCGCGAGAGAUCUCUCUCAGUUAUCCGUCUGUCUGUGGCUGCAAUCGAUGGAUACUUUCAAUUAUGGUACAGUGUUGUCGUACGCGACAGCAUUCUACGAUAACGCUUUUACAAUAACAGAUUACAACGGAUUUGUUUUGUACGUCAACGGGGAAAAAGUUGUGACCGACAUUAAAGUCAACGAUGGCUACUGGCAUUUCCUGUGCGUUACUUGGGAGAGCGAGUACGGUUCCUGGCGAGUGUUCGUCGAUGGAAUACUUAAAGACAGUGGCGUCCGUCUAGCUCGGGGAGCUAUUGUUCAAGCCAAUGGAUCCCUCGUUGUUGGGCAAGAGCAGGAUCGCCUAGGCGGUGGUUUCUCCGAGUCGGAGGCUUUCCUGGGGAAGCUCGGUUUGCUGGAUAUGUGGGAUAUCGUGCUGGACGAGGACAACGUAACAGCGUUGUGGGACAGUUGUGAGAAAUAUCACGGAAACCUUGUCGCUUGGGCGCAACUACAGCAAUAUAUUCACGGUGACAUCGUGAUUUUAGGUAGCCUGUUUUGUCGUGGCUGUCCUUUACCUGUCGUACCGUUCAAAGGCAACAUUAACAUAAGCGAGGACUUCUCCGAAGUAACGUAUUACUGUGACAGCGGGUAUGCGAUUCGAUUUAAUGGUGAGGAACGUCAGUUUCUCAGAAGGAAAUGUCUCAAGCAUGGCCAUUGGGAAGGAUACGAUACACCAAUCUGUAUAAAAAUAAAUUGCGGCUUUCCCGGCUAUUUUCCACGCGGUCGCAUUCACGGCACGUCGUACUUAUAUGGUGAUGAAAUACAGUACUCCUGCGCGGAUGGCUACGAACUGCGAGGAAAUCCGCAUCGAAUCUGUAAUUCCGACGGCAAGUGGUUCGGACAGCCUCCAAUUUGCAUAGGAACGACAUGCAAAAACUUGCUUGCUCCAGAAAAUGGGGAUAUAGAAUACAUAUUGGAGGAGAACGAAAGGGAUGACAUCACGAUACUACAGGCCGGCCAGCAACUGGAAUUUAAAUGCAAUCCCGGAUAUCGUUUAACGGGCGAGAGAUAUUUGACCUGCUUGGAUACUGGUGUUUGGGAUCACGAAAGGCCCUCUUGCACGCCUUACGGAUGUCCGCCGCCGAAAGAAAUAGAGCACGGUUAUAUUGUCCCCGUGACCAACAAAUCAAACCGGAUUUUCACUUACGACCCCGAGGGAAAUACGAUUGACGAUUUUUCCAGAAGAACCUACCAUUACGACGACGUUAUUGCGAUCUCCUGCCAUCGCGGCUACAAAUUCCAUGGAAAUGGCAAUUUUUUAACGGAAUUCAAAUUGCAGUGUUCCGGCAACGGUACCUGGACGGGUACCGUUCCUGAUUGCAUCCCACGUGUGUGUCCUUGGCCAAAUCGCGUGGAAAGUGCAAGAAUCUAUCUAAAAAGAAAGGAUAAUGCUACAAUCGAAAUUCCUAUGGAGAGAAAUGGGAUAUCGGAGUCCGAUGGUGCAGCGAUGGAAAUCUUUCCAGACGUGUUCACUUCCGGCGCAGAAAUCAUCACUGUCUGCGAUCCAGGGUACCAAUUAGUCGGAGACAAAGUCAGAACGUGCACCGAGCGGGAGAACUGGUCCUCGACUUCCACGUUUUGCGAGCCUUAUAAUUGUUCCCUCGAGGAUCUUUCAAUCUUUAAAGUUUUUAGAGGGAACAAGACUAUCUUUUCUCUCAGAAACGACACAAACAUCAUAUCGAUUGAAUCCGAUGGGAAAUUGUACGAUAUAGAAAAUAUCACGGGCACGUACAAGAACUUCAAGGUAUUCGUCGAAGGAAAUGCUUACGGGCAACGAAUAAUUCUUACGUGUAAAAAUAACAUGCAAAUGAAUUUGAACAAAUUAAUCAAUGAGACAAUCCUGAAUGUAACAUGGACGUGUAAUAAAGCUGCAAAAUGGGAGAUCUUGAAUUUAUCAUUACAAGGAUUUGAAUUCGAGCAACUUUUUAAUGAUUCGAUGUAUAUUUGCGAUAAAUCGUGUGCACCUCCGGAGGUACCCGAAUACGGAUAUAUCGAUGACAAUAAGAAUACUGACAACAUUAAUAAUCGCAAAGCGAUGAACAGUGUCAUCACUUUCAAAUGUCGCCACGGAUAUGUGCUCGAGGGUAACGAAGAAUCUACUUGCUUAACAAACACUACAUGGUCUGCUAUACCUUUUUGCAGACCCGUAACAUGCGGAGAACCACCGAUCGUAGCUAAUGCAAUGCUGAAGAACGAUGUCGGUGGAACUAAGAAUCUCACUUUUGGUAAUAUGAUCUCUUAUCAAUGCAUUCCGGGAUAUCGCAUAUUUGGGCAAGCGAAUCUAAGAUGUUUAGGAAGUGGAAAGUGGUCCAGAAUGACUGGUAGAUGUUCGAAAAUAUCAUGCGGCAAACCACAAAUCCAGCAUGGAAUAGUACUUCAUGGACGUUCCUACUUGUUUCAAGAUCAAUUGACUUACGUAUGUCCUAAUGGCAGAACACAGGGUAUGAUCGUGUGUCGAGCCGACGGGAAAUGGAGCGAGUUGCCAAAAUGUAACUAAAGCAAGGCACAUUCACGUCGCACUUCAGUCACGCUUCAGAGCUUCAGUGCAAUGUUUGAAUGA
This is a messenger RNA of Ooceraea biroi (clonal raider ant), 7019 nucleotides long. RefSeq names its product sushi, von Willebrand factor type A, EGF and pentraxin domain-containing protein 1. The record is from RefSeq and is a predicted model, not a curated record. Lineage: Eukaryota; Metazoa; Arthropoda; Insecta; Hymenoptera; Formicidae. Gene Ontology annotation, molecular function: calcium ion binding.